Molecule: messenger RNA, 813 nt
Organism: Babesia ovata
Lineage: Eukaryota; Apicomplexa; Aconoidasida; Piroplasmida; Babesiidae
Exons: 1
Coding region: 1-813 (270 amino acids)
Source: RefSeq, a predicted model, not a curated record
AUGUAUUGUGGUCCAAGUAAAUUUGCUGAGGGCAUAGACAUUGUUAAACGCAUCCUACGUGAUUAUGAUACUACACUUACAGAGCGCACUAAAAAUGUAAAUGAUUCACUUAGCGAACUUAGCAUUAACUUAAACGAUAAAUAUGUCACUGAAGUAAAUAGUAAAAUUAGCGAGCCGCUUGAAAAGCAGUUGACUGCUUGGCGGGACACUGUCCACAACCUCGAAGCUGAGGUGAACAAAAUUCAGACUGAUAACAUUAAUGUGUUAGAUAAAUCACUUAGAGAUAGAAUUAUGCAUGAAUUCAUGCCUGUGAAAAGUGUGGUAGAGCAUAUGAGAAAGUCGUCCACUGUUCACGAUUUCGAGAGCAAGGUGAGAGAUGUGGAUGUGACCUUGGACAGACAGAGAUCAUACGUGAGAAAUGUCAUAAAUGAUGAAAGUAGAACCGUGAAAGACGCCGUGGCGAGGCACAUUUAUAUUAUGGUCGAGCAGACGAGAAGAAUGAAACAGAAUAUUGAAGAACACUUUAAAACCAUUAAUGAUCGCUUGGACGAUGCUCACGAUAUGAUAACAAAUUUCGAUUCGGACUAUAAAGCUGCGAUUACCGGUAAAUUUCAUGAUAUAAAAACAGCUGUUAAUAAUAUUUAUUCGCAAUUAGAUGCGAGCAAAGAAGGAGUUGGGAAAUUGGCAGGUUAUGUUCAUAGGGAGUUUGAGGCAAUUAAGAAUGGCGUUGAGAAGGACAAUGGGUCGGGUGGUGAAAAUGGUGAAAGCAUAGAAAAAAAGUGGGAGGAUCUUCAGGGGCAUAUUAGGGGAUAG